Molecule: messenger RNA, 550 nt
Organism: Rana temporaria (common frog)
Lineage: Eukaryota; Metazoa; Chordata; Amphibia; Anura; Ranidae
Product: nectin-1-like
Exons: 4
Coding region: 115-519 (134 amino acids)
Source: RefSeq, a predicted model, not a curated record
GGAGGAGAGGGCGUUCCGUUGCCGCCCAGUAGGUGGCGCUCUGUACACCUGUCUCAUAGGGUUGUACGGUGGUGGUGUCGCUCCGGGUGUUCGGUCCGCUCUCUCCGCUCCACUAUGAUCGGGCUCCGCGCUCUGCUGGUCCUGCCGAUCCUCAGCUCGGUGUGGGGACGAGAUGCGCCUGACUCCGUGCAAGUGGAGGUGAGGACAUUAGACAAUGGGGCUGUUCAGUUUAUCUGUGUAGAAGACUCCAGUCCACCAGCCACCAACUUCACAUGGAAAAGGAAGGAUACAUAUGACUCUGAUGCAGUGGAGUUGGGAAAUGGAAGAACUUUGUCUGGUGAAAACUUUCAAAGUGGAGUUUACAUCUGUGAGGUCACCAAUCCAAUUGGAAAAUCAUCAGGAUCUCUUCAUUUCUACAAAGCCGCAGGCUCUUCUGAAUGUCUAAAUGUCUGCCAGUGGCCUUUUCUUUGCUGGCAAUGGGUGUCAUCAUUUCUUGCUGGUACAAAAAGCAACCCAUAAUAAGUAAGUAAGUUCAGCCAUUUCUUGCUGU